AUGGACCUCAAAACAAAUCAUACUCCUGUGCUUGCUGAUACUGCACCAUUAACACGGUCAAGGCUGGGGUCAACCAUUCCGCAUGGUUCCUUGCUGACAAUUCCUAGGAAGAAAACAGGAAUUCUUGAUGAUGUUCGUUCUAGUGGUUGGCUAGAUGCCAUGAAAUCAUCUUCUCCUACUCACAAUAAAAUAUCAAAGGAUGUUAGCCAUGGGAAUGCAUCAUCUGAUGCUGAUGCAGCCUAUUAUACUUGGCUGCUGAAGUUUCCAUCAGCACUUACAUCUUUUGAGCAAAUUGCUAACUGUGCAAAAGGCAAGAGAAUAGCAUUGUUUCUGGAUUAUGAUGGGACUCUUUCACCAAUUGUGGAUGAUCCUGACUGUGCCUUCAUGUCCGACAAUAUGCGUGCUGCUGUUAAAAAAGUGGCAGAAUAUUUUCCCACCGCAAUAAUUAGCGGAAGAAGCCGUGACAAGGUCUAUGAAUUUGUUGGAGUAACAGAACUCUAUUAUGCUGGUAGUCAUGGGAUGGACAUUAUGGGUCCUCUUAGACAAUCUGUAUCUGAUAAUCACCCAAAUUGCAUUAUGUCUACUGACCAUAAGGGUAAUGAAGUCAAUUUAUUCCAACCCGCUGCUGCAUUCCUGCCCAUGAUUGAUGAGGUACAUGGGUUGCUCAUGGAGUGUACAAAAGACAUUAAAGGAGCAAAAGUUGAGAACAAUAAGUUUUGUGUCUCUGUACAUUACCGUAAUGUAGAUGAGAAGAUUUGGGAUAUGGUGGGACAACGUGUAUAUGAUGUUCUGAAGGGCUACCCACGAUUACGGAUAACACAUGGGCGGAGGGUUUUAGAGGUCCGACCCAUGAUUGACUGGGAUAAGGGAAAAGCUAUCACAUUUUUACUUGAGUCACUUGGACUUAACAAUUGUGAUGACGUGCUAGCUAUAUAUGUUGGAGAUGAUCGGACAGAUGAAGAUGCAUUUAAGGUUUUGAGAGAAGUUAAUAAAGGUUGUGGCAUCUUAGUGUCCUCUGCCCCAAAGGAAAGCAAUGCGGUUUACUCUCUUCGGGAUCCUUUAGAGGUCAUGGAAUUUCUUAAGUCACUUGUGAAAUGGAACAAAGCCUUGGGGAACACAAAAACAUCACCAACUUUGAGAAUCUUUUGGAAAAACUGGUUUUGGGUAUCAACAAAUCCAGCUAACAAUACACCUUUGGUAACAAAGAUCAUCUCAGUAGCUCUAGGAUGA
Gastrolobium bilobum is the source of this 1230-nucleotide messenger RNA. RefSeq names its product probable trehalose-phosphate phosphatase G. Gene Ontology annotation, molecular function: trehalose-phosphatase activity. The record is from RefSeq and is a predicted model, not a curated record. Lineage: Eukaryota; Viridiplantae; Streptophyta; Magnoliopsida; Fabales; Fabaceae. Gene Ontology annotation, biological process: trehalose biosynthetic process. The transcript is spliced from 13 exons. Bases 1 to 1230 code for a protein of 409 amino acids.